Molecule: messenger RNA, 501 nt
Organism: Panicum virgatum (switchgrass)
Lineage: Eukaryota; Viridiplantae; Streptophyta; Magnoliopsida; Poales; Poaceae
Exons: 2
Coding region: 1-501 (166 amino acids)
Source: RefSeq, a predicted model, not a curated record
AUGGAUAAGGACCACUCUAUGAGAGACCCAGCUCCUAUAGCACUAGUUGCACAAGGGACUGAUGACACAUCCCUUGCUGAGCGCACCGCUGCUUAUGAGAAGGAGAAAGAGCGUUGGGAGCGCUCCGACAGAGUGGCGCUCAUGGUCAUGGACUUGACCAUCAGCCCCACAAUCAGGGGAGCGCUUGAGAAGGAGCCUAAGAAUGCUAAGAGCUUCAUGACUAACAUUGAGACGUACUUUAAGGGCUCUGCAAAGGCCGCAUCCAAUACUCUCAUGUCUCAGCUCAUGAAUUCUAAGUACUACGGGCAAGGCAAUGUCAGAGAGCACAUUAUGGGGAUGGUCAACAUGAGGGAUAAGCUUCAGGACCUCGAUUGCCCCCUUAAUGAUGCUACAUUGCUUCACCAUGUUAUGAUCUCACUCCCACCAGCCUUUGAGACCUUCAAGGGAUUGUCUGGCGUGCGGACUAUAAGAAGGGGGGCCCGAAGUCUCAGGGUCGUGUAA